Penicillium crustosum is the source of this 1980-nucleotide messenger RNA. RefSeq names its product SET domain-containing protein. The coding region runs from base 1 to 1980 and encodes 659 amino acids. Gene Ontology annotation, cellular component: nucleus. Lineage: Eukaryota; Fungi; Ascomycota; Eurotiomycetes; Eurotiales; Aspergillaceae. Gene Ontology annotation, molecular function: histone H4K20 methyltransferase activity; protein binding. The record is from RefSeq and is a predicted model, not a curated record. The transcript has 2 exons.
AUGCCCCCAAAGAGAGCGCGAAAGAACUCGCCUGCUGCCGAACGUCGCGAGCGCUUGACCCUGGCCAAACUGGCCAGCUAUGACGAUGUCGCAACCGAUGCGCUAGUGGAUCACGCCUAUUUUUGGACCACCACCCGCAAGAAUCGCACCAAGUACAGCCCUGCCCGCGGAAUCCACGAUGACGAUAUUGGGCGCAUUCUUCUCCACGAUGUGAUUGUCGACAAAGAUAUCCCCACGGCGGAACGCAAGCUGCUGGAGAUAUCAGGUUUAAAGAAAUAUAUGACAAACCUCCGUAGCCCUCGAGAGAAGGAGUGGUUCCGCCGACACCUCCGCAAGUACAUUCAGAUGUAUCUUCCAGACUGUCCUUUUGAGGUCACCACGACUAAUCGAUACAUUAUCACGCAACAUGAGGCUGCGAUCUGCGCCCGCAGAUUCAUCAAAAAGGGCGAGGAGAUCAAACACCUGAGUGGAACGCUUGUGUCUAUGACCCAUGAAGAAGAAUUGGAUCUCGGCUUGACCCGCAAAGACUUCAGUAUUGUGAUGUCGAGUCGCCGCAAGACCCCAUCCUUCUUUCUGGGUCCUGCUCGUUUUGCCAACCAUGACUGUGAUGCCAAUGGCAGCUUGACAACUAGAGGCAACGAGGGCAUGUCCGUCGUAGCCAUGCGUGACAUCCACGAGGGGGAAGAGAUCACGGUUUCCUACGGAGAGGACUACUUUGGCGUUGAUAACUGCGAGUGUUUGUGUCAUACUUGCGAGAUCGCUGUACGGAAUGGCUGGUCUCCAACUGUUGACACGGAAGCAAACAGCAAAGAGUCCAGCCCCGUGUCCGAAGCCACACCCGCCGAAGAUAGCAAUGCGAGCAGGAAGCGUAGACGCAGCUCAGACGUGGAUGAACCCGAGAGCUCUUCUACUUUGACUUGUUCCACUCCGCGCAAACGUGCAAAGUUCCAACGACAAAUUUCUAAGUUGCGAGAAGAGAUCUCGGUGUCUGAAAUCGCUGGGGAGUCAGGUCCAACCCGCAGACCAGACGACACCCCUAUUCAGGAUACUGUACUGAUUCCAACUGCUUUUCUGGCGGAAUCUGGGCCCCAGGUGUCCGAGUUAAAGAAAGAGAUCACAGAGCUAACCGCAGUGGCAUCGCCAACUGAUCCAGCAACCCCCCUCCCAGUUGUCACAGGGGUGGGACAACCAAGCGAGGGAACUAAUUCUACUAUCCCCACGGACUGCGAAUCUCCAAACUCCACCGCUGAUGAAUCCCACCGGUCGUCGACGUCAACGACCCCCACAACUGUGGACGAUAUGGGAACCAAGAUCAAGACAGAAGAUACUAUACUAGAGCCGUCUGAGUCGAAAACACUCAACGGCGAGGAUCAUCCCGAUGCCUCUCCUGAAGGUCAGCCCGCCACCGCCCAUCCCAUGGACAUUGACCCCGAAGAAGGAUUAUCAGACUUAUCAAAUUCCACUAAAUUAGACGACGCCAUUGUGGAUAAGCCCAAAAAGCGAAAGCCUCGCACCAAGCGGCGAUUUAUCGUAGACUCCGUCGAGACCGAGUCACAAGUUGCCCGAGUCCCUGGAGACUAUACCAAGACAUCACGAUUGCUUGCCCAGAAGUACGACCGCUGGGUGGAGUGCCAGACCUGUGAUACAUGGUUUCUCCAGUCAAACUCAUACCUCACGCGACGUGAAUGUCCGCGUUGCGAACGCCAUUCCAAGCUGUACGGAUACCAGUGGCCAUCAACAGACAAAAGCCCGGAUGGUGAAGAGCGAGUAAUGGAUCACCGCACCAUCCAUCGGUUCUUGUCCCCCGACGCACAAUCACGUAUCUGUCGCCGGGACCGCGGUGUUAGUUUUGGGAUCACCCCCACCCCCGAGCUGUCCGAUACAAAUACCCCAGAAACGGAGACUAGCGAUGCAGCCGAGUCUCGCCGUGAUGCUCGGGCAACUCGGCGUCGCACUAGAGAACUUCGUAUGACUAUGUAA